CUGAAUGAAUUCCAUCGUUUCAUUCCAUCUUUUGACAUUGACAGAUAUUGUUGUCUCUGAACUUAAGCUGAACUUGUUAAAAUCUGUCAAUAUCGUCAUGUUAAAUCAAGAGGACGAUGAAAAGAAUUGUCCAGGGUCAAGGCUAUUGUCAGUCCCCAACGGAGGCGAUGGGGGUGCCAGACAUCACACUUCAGAAUUAAGUAACCCUCCACCUCAAAUAUUAUCGUCUUCAAAAAGGAGAGCAAGUGACCAGGAAGGAGGCUGCCGUUUUGGAACGAAAGAAGUUUUAGGAACGGUGGCGAUAUGCGGCCUACUAAUUGUUGUUAGUUUAGUAAUUGCCCUGGUCUUCAAAGUGGGAGGCAAAACUACUCCGUCGCCCAAUUUGUUUCCAACUACUCCUGCUAAUAAUGAUACUUUGGGAAGUUUUAAGUACCAUUAUCCUACAACGAAACAAAUCCCCGUGACCACUUCUACUGUUCCUACCCCCAGCACGACCAAACAUCGUCCGACGCAUCGCCGUACUAUGAUUCCAACCACGACCAAGCCUCCUCGAAGAACUUGGACAACUCAAAUCCCCAUCGAGGAGGAAUAUUACCCAUAUACUUCCUGCCGGACUUCUACUUGUAAAGCUGUGGCACGGUUGAAAUCCUCCAUGGAUGAGUCAUUCAACCCGUGCAGUGACUUUUAUCAGUAUUCUUGUCGUGGGUGGAUCGUAGAACAUGCUGCCGAAUUGAAGAAGGAGAAAGCAAAUUCAACCACCGUUUUGAGCGAGCUUGACAAACAAAAUACAAAAUUCGUUACGAAAUUGAUUGAAGGUAUCCGGACCCGUUAUGGUGCCGAAGGAAAAGCUAAACGAUUCUACUCUUCGUGCAACAACAACCCAAAUCUGAUGCUGAUUAUGGACAUACUGAUGUCCAUAGUGAAUAGUAAUUCUUCCACAUCCACUCGUCCAGAGUCGGAAGCACUAGACAGAAUUGGCAAUAGUGAAGAUAUUAACACUUGGGGUUGGAUGUUUAAGGAUUUACUCGAACCUCAAUUCCCAUUUUUUGAUAAUGAUGUCAAACAGCUUUCAUUUCUGGUUGGGCAAAAACGAUCCAACCCCCAAGUGUGCACCACCCUGACGCGUGAACUCUUUCCCGAAGUUGUGGCCAAGCUUUUUGCUCUACACCAUUACGACAUAGAUCAAGAUGAAAGUGUGACGGAUUUGACAAGCAAAAUUUGGAGGACGUUUAAAUCAAAGAUGGUCUACUCUACAGAUUGGAUUGAUGGUAUCAAUUCCAAGUUGAAUAUUAGCAUAAGUAUCGGCAGUUUGGAUACAAUCGUAGGAUUCCUUGGUCACAUUAUGAACGAAACUGCGAUGGAUGUCAGAUAUGAGAAUGUAUCAAUUUCUGAAUACUCUUCCCAGUUUUUGAUUAACUUGAAAGAACUCCUGCUUAUGAGAGCUGAGCGGAAGUUGAACAUUAAAUUGGAGCUAGAACGACAAUUUGACGAGUCUACGCCGCGAGCUAAUGCAUUUUACCACCAAAUUCUGGACCUUAUCUUUAUACCUGUGGGCAUUAUCCAAAUGCCGAUAUUUGAUCACGAGCUUCCCGAUUUAUUAAAAUUCUCAAAGUUGGGCAGCACGUAUGGGCACGAAUUGGCACAUUCUUUGCAUCCUUACAUUAACGGAGUCACACUCGAAGAUCGGUCAGGAAACUCUAUCGAAUUCAGCAAUACUGUUGUAAACCAACGUACCAGAGACAAUUAUGCUGAAAAAUGUGCAUGUGUGGAACAACAAUAUGGUGCUUUUCAAGUACCUCUUCCCCCGGGAUACGAGAACACCACACUCGUGAUGAACGGAACAUUCACCUUAAAUGAAAAUGUGGCGGAUAUUCUGGGGGUGCAGGUUGCAUUUGACUCGUUUAUUGAAAAUAUGGGGUCGUCCGUGCCACGAGUCCUGCCAGGACUGGAAAAAUUUACUUGGCAGCAAAUAUUCUUUAUAGCAAGUGCUCAGGAAAGAUGUCGAUCUUUCGUAAACGAUGAGACUGAAGUGCGUCUUUUGAAGGAGCAGCUAGAAACGGAUCUUCACAGUCCUAGUUCCAUCCGAGUCCUUGGUGCCUUCAGCAACAAUGACGAGUUUGCAAAAGCCUUCAACUGCCCAGUAGGAUCACGAUAUAAUCCGGAAAAGAAGUGCAAAUUCUUCGUGCCCCCUACGCAUUAAUGACGAGAGAAUCUCUGGAGGAGAUACAUAUACAUACGCAAGAGUAUUAACAAGGACGCGUCGGUAAACUGACUGAUAUAUAUUUACAUGCAUACAAUAUUGCAGCCAUAAACUAUUAAUUUCUGAGCAUGUUUUUUUAAUAUUCAUAGUACAAUGCAAGUAGUGCUUAGUAAACGCCAUUUUUAAUUUCCCGUUAUUUAGUAGUAUUCCGAAUUUAUCCAUUAAUGAACUAAAUACGUUGUUGAUUUAUCCGUUGUAUACCGCAAUAAAUGUUUUAAUAAAAAUGACAAUAAAUACAAACUAUGGUAUCUUUCAAUAUCUA
Messenger RNA from Folsomia candida, 2522 nucleotides. Its product is annotated as endothelin-converting enzyme homolog. Gene Ontology annotation, molecular function: metalloendopeptidase activity. The coding region runs from base 5 to 2200 and encodes 731 amino acids. Gene Ontology annotation, cellular component: plasma membrane. The record is from RefSeq and is a predicted model, not a curated record. The transcript has 6 exons. Lineage: Eukaryota; Metazoa; Arthropoda; Collembola; Entomobryomorpha; Isotomidae. Gene Ontology annotation, biological process: protein processing.